AUGAUGGGUCAACUUUGUAAGAACUAUUCUACGUCAUCAAGGACGCCUUUGAUUGAUGAAGACGUUGAGUAUUUAGUAUGGCCGCGAUCAGAGGAGGGGAUACAUUUUAUAGAUUCUUCAGGUGAUGACGUCACGCCUCAUUCAACACCUGUUACGACAGGCAAAGUUACUAAGAGAAUAUCAUGGGGAGAUACUGCUAAGGAAAAUGAUAAUACUGUUAAAAAGGGGACUGAUGUUGUUCAGUUAAUUAAAGCAGAUAGAGAUAGUACUUCAGAGAAAACUUCCCCAGAUGAUCUUAUUAUAUUUGAUAAGUCUAAGACUCCUCAGUCGCCAAAUGUUGCUGUAGAGUCUAAUUCUGAGCAAUCUUCCUCCAUACCCGGUGCACAUUGUGAAAAAUCUGAUGAUAAAUCAUCAACCUCAGGUCCACAAAUGGAUGAGGCAAAGCAAGCACAUACUUGCGAUAUUGUGGAAUACAUAUAACCAUUUCAAACAUCUGUGGACACCAGUCAAAUCACACACAGUUAGUAAUCCGAAUGAUGGUCUUUAUAGUGACGUCAUGCGCAAAUAGAACAAAAAUCGUCCCACUUUGCCCACUUUAACUGCAGUAUGCUGAGAUAACAGCAGUAAAUCAAAACAUCUCUUUUAAUUAGAAUUAGCCUACUCAUAGAGUUUAAAAAGUAUGUCUUUGAAGGAAAACUUGCAAUUGACUUACCAAUGUUCGGGACAUUUCCAGAUUAGAUGUUAGAGUUUAAGAUCUCAGUGAUAUUAUUCAACGGUGGCAUGAUAGACACAAUACUAUAUGCAAAAAUGUGAAAAUCCUUCGAAUUCAAAUCACUAUCGAAUACAUGAUCAAGCAUGUAUGUAUCCCAGUAAUUUACGACACGAUGGAUCAUUUC
Owenia fusiformis is the source of this 896-nucleotide messenger RNA. NCBI's taxonomy places the organism in Eukaryota, Metazoa, Annelida, Polychaeta, Sabellida, Oweniidae. The record is from the annotation of a GenBank genome assembly.